Messenger RNA from Gopherus flavomarginatus (Mexican gopher tortoise), 804 nucleotides. It is a transcript of the gene SYCN, whose product is annotated as syncollin. NCBI's taxonomy places the organism in Eukaryota, Metazoa, Chordata, Testudines, Testudinidae. The transcript has a single exon. Gene Ontology annotation, cellular component: secretory granule membrane. The record is from RefSeq and is a predicted model, not a curated record. Gene Ontology annotation, biological process: exocytosis. Bases 1 to 393 code for a protein of 130 amino acids.
AUGGCCGCUGCUCACACCCUGCUCCUCUUUCCCCUGCUCCUGGCCUCGUCCUGGGCCCAGUGCCCGGCGCUGGCGGACCUGAAGAACGCCGACAGGAGCAAGAUCUGUGCCCAGCUGUACACCGACAACAACCCCUACUACGCCCAGUGCUGCGGGGGCAGCGUGCUGCAGGUUCAGCCCGGCGACGACAUACCCUACAUACCCUUCGGUUGGAACAACAAGGUCUCCUCCCUGGUGGUAGCGCCACGGUGCGAGCUCAGCAUCUGGUCCAGGAUGGGCAAGGAAGGCUACAGCCACAAGUUCAACGGUGGGGUGGUGUGUCGGCUGCAGGAGAUCAAGAAGGGGCUCCUGGGGGACUGGGACAACUCCAUCUCCGCCUACUACUGCAAGUGAAACUGAGGUGAGGCCAGGGGAGAAGCAGUGAGACCAGGCCUCCAGCUGGGCCCAACCUUUAUCCCACCACUGACACCAAACCUUCCGCCGGACCAAGCCUUUAUCCCACCGCCGACAUCAAAUCUUCUGCUGGACCAAGCCUUUAUCCCACCACCGGCACCAAACCUUCCACUGGGCCAAGCCUUUAUCCCACCGCCGACAUCAAAUCUUCUGCUGGACCAAGCCUUUAUCCCACCACCGGCACCAAACCUUCCACCGGACCAAGCCUUUAUCCCACCACUGGCACCAAACGUUCCACGGGGCCAAGCCUUUAUCCCACCACUGGCACCAAACCUUCCACUGGGCCAAGCCUUUAUCCCACCGCCGACAACAAAUUUUCUGUUGGACCAAGCCUUUAUCCCACUGCUGACA